ACCCAUUUAUAUUCACGUCCAACUAAUUAAGUCGUUCUCUACAUGUUCUCUGCUAAAUUCUGCAACUCUGUCGUCUUCUUUAAUCUAUUUUUCUUGAUCUCCAAACAAAAAUGGCGUUCAAGAAAAUAUUUCUUUCGUAAAGAAAAAAGUUAUUAAUAGUUAAAGAAAAAGAUUAGUAUUGGAGGGAACUGUUUUCAAACGGUAAUCAACGGCUAACUGUUCUUCCUCAAAUUCAAAUCUCAAAACGUUAAAGAGUUGAGCAAGUAAUCUUUAUUAUAUAGUUACGGGUUCCGAAAAUGGGUAGUUCUUCGAAUUGUGAUGAUAGUCCUGAUCUUGGGUAUCAACCGUCGCCUUCAUCUUGCUAUCAAACCGAUACUCCGGGUUUUUCGACGACUAGCGGUGAUUCGUUCUUGUUUCGUCGGACUUUUUCCGAGGCGUCGACUUUUUCUGAUCCGGUUGAUGAUAAUAGCUAUUUAAGUGAUCAGCCUUCUCCUACUUAUUGGCCAACUAGUAAAUCUGCAGCUGGUAAUACUCCUGUGCUUGGAAGGUUAGGAAUGAUGAAGAACCGUAAGCAAUUUGUCGACGACAAGCUUGAUGAUCAAGAAAUAGUGGAUUCAGAGCUCGAGAUGAUGAAAGAAAGAUUCUCAAAGCUUUUGCUCGGUGAAGACAUGUCGGGAAAUGGCAAAGGUGUAUGCACUGCAGUCACAAUCUCAAACUCCAUAACCAAUCUCUAUGCUACUGUGUUCGGGCAGAAUCUGCGGUUAGAGCCGCUGAAACCUGAGAAGAAGUUGAUGUGGAAGAGAGAAAUGAAUUGUCUUCUAUCCGUAUGCGAUUACAUUGUAGAGUUUAUUCCGGCCAAGUCACAAAAUUUGAAAGACGGAACAGCUCUUGAGGUGAUGGAAAGCAGACCACGAUCGGAUAUAUACAUCAACCUUCCCGCAUUAAGAAAACUCGACGCAAUGCUCAUUGAAAUACUGGAUGCUUUCGACGAUAAUGAAUUCUGGUAUGCAGAACAAGGAAGCAUGUCAUCGAAUUCAACUCGAUCAGGUUCGUUCCGCAAAGUAAUUGUUCAGCGGAAAGAGGAGAAAUGGUGGGUGCCAGUACCGUGUGUUCCUCCAGGCAGUAUCUCCGAAAAGUCAAGGAAGCAUUUGAGACACAAACGCGACUGUGCUAAUCAAAUUCACAAAGCGGCCAUGGCGAUCAACAGUAGCAUUCUUGCCGAGAUGGAAAUUCCAGACUCAUACAUGGCGUCUCUUCCAAAGAGCGGAAAAGCAUGUCUAGGGGACACAAUCUACCGCUACAUGAGCACAACAGACAAAUUCUCCCCGGACCAUGUUCUAAACUGUUUGAACAUAGCCUCAGAACAUGAAGCUCUCGAGCAUGCAGACAAAGUAGAAGCUUCCAUGUACACAUGGAGACGCAAAGCGUGCCUAAACAACUCAAAAUCAUCAUGGGUAAUGGUAAAAGAAUUCAUGUCUGAUAUCGAUCGGAAUGACAAAAAUCACAUUUUAGCAGAAAGAGCGGAGAGCUUGCUGUUCUGCUUGAAACAGAGGUACCCUGAACUUUCACAGACAUCAUUGGACACAUACAAGAUUCAGUACAACAGGGAUGUGGGACAAGCAAUACUCGAAAGCUACUCAAGGGUUUUAGAAGGCCUAGCAUUCAACAUAGUUGCAUGGAUCGAAGAUGUUCUUUUCGUAGAUAAGUCAGAAGCCAAGAUGACUAGAACAAACAAGUUCAAGGGAUAAUUUUGCUUCCAAUUUAAACAGAUUCUUUAGUAACAGACUUCAAGCAGUCAGUUGAAUAUGUAGUAGCUUAGGUAACAUAUUUUUGCAAGUGUAUGAAACUGAAUUAAGACUUCAAUUAUAUUACUUAAUAGCACUGUACAUAAGAAUCAGUCAAUUUAAGUCCUUCUCCAA
This is a messenger RNA of Mercurialis annua (annual mercury), 1919 nucleotides long. Its product is annotated as rop guanine nucleotide exchange factor 3. The transcript has 8 exons. Gene Ontology annotation, molecular function: guanyl-nucleotide exchange factor activity. NCBI's taxonomy places the organism in Eukaryota, Viridiplantae, Streptophyta, Magnoliopsida, Malpighiales, Euphorbiaceae. The record is from RefSeq and is a predicted model, not a curated record. Bases 297 to 1748 code for a protein of 483 amino acids.